This is a messenger RNA of Helobdella robusta, 1180 nucleotides long. RefSeq lists its product as hypothetical. The coding region runs from base 155 to 865 and encodes 236 amino acids. Lineage: Eukaryota; Metazoa; Annelida; Clitellata; Rhynchobdellida; Glossiphoniidae. The record is from RefSeq and is a predicted model, not a curated record. The transcript is spliced from 6 exons. Gene Ontology annotation, molecular function: metalloendopeptidase activity. Gene Ontology annotation, biological process: membrane protein ectodomain proteolysis.
GGAUGAAUCAUAUUGAGGAGGUCCCCGACUGUCAGUGUGAUUCCUCUCGUUGUAUUAUGAACAGUAAAGUCAAGGUAAGCGAUACGACAGACUUCAGCUGGGCAAACUGUUCUCUUGCAGUACUUGGCGAGACUUAUGAUUUGCACAAGUGUCAAUGUCCAAUGUAACUGCUGCCAAUUGUGGGAAUGGAUUUUUAGAACCGGGUGAAGAAUGCGACUGUGGCUCUUUCCCAGAUGAGGUUUGUUCGAAAGCCUGUUGCAACGGAACGACCUGCAAGCUCCGACCGACAGCAAAGUGUGCAUCUGGCCUGUGCUGCGAACUUGCAACCUGCAACAUGAAAUCGGUAGAAAUGGUGUGCAGACCCGUGGAAGAUGAUUGCGACGUAGAGGAUCACUGCGAUGGGAAUUCCAGUUUAUGUGGUGAUGACGUCAAACCAGAUGGAUCCAUGUGCACAGAUCGGCAGUACUGUUACAAUGGCAAGUGCCAGCCACGUAACGCUCAAUAUUCCCAGCUGUGGCUCGAUGAAUCCGUUGUUUCCGCUGGCGAGAGAUGCUACAGCCACACAACUGUUGAGGAUAGCAACUGCUUCUAUUGCGAUUAUAAUGUAAGCUCAAAAACGUCCAUUCCAUGCAAGCAAAAAGAUGUUUUGUGUGGUAGCCUGCUCUGCGAUCUCCGUCAAAUACAUCCAGAUUUGAAAUCACUGCAUGACAGGUGCCAGCUGGGAUUGGAGUGCGUGUGCGCUGUCUACAAGGUGGAUCGAAGAAACAGCCAUGCUACAUUUGUGAACGAUGGAACUUCAUGCGGAAGAAGCUUGGUGACGAGUUUAUAUUUGGUCAUUUCAAAUUGUCAAAACAAUUUUAAGUGAGAGUUUCGUCUUUAAUUUACAAUUUGAAGAUGUGCUCCAAAAGAGAAUGCGUCAAAAGGGAGUUCAUCAUUAACGAGGCGAAAAGAUUUUCACGUUUUGAUCCAACAAAUAAUGGCUAUCAAAGAAAAUUAUCAACUGCUCUUCAUCAAUUUGUUUUUUAUUUCAUUGUUUUUUUGAUAAACACUUUGCUAAAAAAUGGUGAAUUUUAAAAAACUAAAUUUUAAUUAUCAUAUUAACUGUAAUUCAUAUAACUUAUAUUCUAUUAUCAUUUAUUAUAUUUCUAUUUUAAUAUCUACUAUGUUAUCAAAUAAACAC